Messenger RNA from Eremothecium sinecaudum, 1551 nucleotides. It is a transcript of the gene CDC3, whose product is annotated as septin CDC3. The record is from RefSeq and is a predicted model, not a curated record. Gene Ontology annotation, biological process: cytoskeleton-dependent cytokinesis. Gene Ontology annotation, molecular function: GTP binding; molecular adaptor activity; GTPase activity. The transcript has a single exon. The coding region runs from base 1 to 1551 and encodes 516 amino acids. Gene Ontology annotation, cellular component: microtubule cytoskeleton; cytosol; cell division site. NCBI's taxonomy places the organism in Eukaryota, Fungi, Ascomycota, Saccharomycetes, Saccharomycetales, Saccharomycetaceae.
AUGUUACCCACUUCUUCACAAGACGAUUCGGCUAAUACCAACGGUUCUGCUACUGCAGGCGGUGGUCCAACACCCUCAGCAGCUAUGGUUAGCAAUGGUGCGUCUAGUUUAAAAGAUUCUACUUCUGAUAUUAAUGUUAAGGAGGAGGAAAUUGGCCUUGUUGACAUGCAGGACGACAAAGAAAAUAUCCUUAAUUCCAGUGGCUUGAAUGGUGAAAACAUGGGCCAGGUCUUGCCAGAGCAGCCUGAUCUAAAGAUUAUUCAUCGUAAGAUUUCAGGCUACGUUGGGUUUGCCAAUCUUCCAAAACAAUGGCAUAGGAAGUCCAUUCGCCGCGGGUUCAAUUUAAAUUUGCUAUGUGUAGGUGCAAAAGGUUUGGGUAAGUCCACGUUAAUUAACACGUUAUUUAACAAGGAAUUGUAUGCAACGAGGCAAGAUUAUGAUGCCGGGAGUACUACAGCUGCUAGCGAGCAACUGAAUGGUUUGAAACUGGAAGACGGUGAUGAUCGUGAAGAUUCAAGGAAUAAGGAAUCUUUGGAACCAAAGGUUAAAAUUGAGACUGUUACUACCGAAAUUGAAGAAAACGGUGUGGUAUUGAAACUAACAGUGGUAGAUACACCCGGAUUUGCGGACGCCAUAGAUAACAACGAAUCUUGGAAGCCAAUUGUAGAAGAGAUGAACUCUAGGUUUGAUCAGUAUUUGGACGCCGAGAAUAAGAUCAAUAGAACCACCAUCGAAGACAACCGUAUCCACGCUUGUUUAUACUUCGUUGAACCUACUGGUCAUUGUUUGAAGCCUCUAGACUUGGAAUUCUGCAGACAGGUACAUGACAAGUGCAACUUGAUUCCCAUCAUCGCAAAAUCUGAUAUUUUGACCGAUGAGGAAAUCGAGCAUUUCAAGUGGACUAUUAAGAGGCAAUUGGAUGAGGCCAAGGUGCAUCUCUUCCAACCUCCGCAAUAUUUGCUUGACGAUGAAGAAACCCAAAAGGCUACUAAACAGUUAUUUUCCAAGGUGCCCUUCGCUGUUGUUGGUUCUACUCAAGAGGUUAAUACUGCAGACGGGCGGACUGUUAGAGGUCGUUCGUACCCUUGGGGUAUUAUUGAAGUCGACAAUGAAAAACAUUCCGAUUUCAGUUACUUACGUGAUCUCUUAAUUAGGCAGUAUUUGGAAGAGCUUCGUGAAAGAACGAAUAAUGAGUUAUAUGAAAACUAUAGAUCCGAAAAACUAACUAAGAUGGGUAUCAAGCAAGAUAAUAGCGUCUUCAAGGAAUUUGACCCAGAAUUGAGGCAACAAGAGGAAAAGCACCUCCAUGAAGCUAAGCUAGCUAAAUUGGAAGCCGAGAUGAAGGCUGUUUUCCAGCAAAAAGUCUCCGAAAAGGAGAAGAAGUUACAAAAAUCAGAAGCAGAAUUAUUCGCAAGACAUAAAGAAAUGAAGGAAAAGCUAAUGAAACAGUUAAAGGCAUUGGAAGAGAAGAAGCAUCAAUUAGAGAUGUCCUUAGCAAACCAAAGCUCACAAUCACCAGCUCAACCAAAGAAGAAGGGCUUCUUACGUUAA